AAGUCAGCGUCGAACCAGCAACGUCAAAACGUCUCAUAUCCCAGACAAUCUCUCUAAUGUCAGUGCUGCGAUAAAAUGUGUCCAGUCCAUAUGGCAAAAAGAAUUAUGUUUAAGAUUCAUCCAACACAUGCAAGCAGAGAAAAGAAGGAUAUAAAAACGAUGGUGAUGAUAAAUAAACUAUAUGUCAUCGAGGCUCCCUCCUGUACAAAAUGUAGGAAGAUUAGCGCGUAACUAAUAAUGGGAAAUACGGCGCCGGUUGACAAUUUUAUAUUCGAGCUUCGGGACAAGAACAAAGAUGGGAAGUACUUUUGCCAGGAAGCCUUAACUUGGAUUUCAGAUUCCGCACAUUCGUCAUAAUGAGGAAUAAACAAACAUAAGCUAAAGGCAUUCUUUCGUUAAAAUGUUAUUACAUAAGACAUAAACGCUCAGCGGUUGUACUAAAGUAAAGUACAUUAUGUUGCUCACACACACGUCAAAAGCCGUCAAUAAAUAAAUACCGAAACAUACAAGAGAUUCCCAAAUGUUGUGGGCAGUGUAUAAAAGUUACCACAGUAUAUAUAUUUAUAUAAGGGCAUUACUAUAUAAUAAUGCCUCACGCCAUGAGGGACUCUAAGGUCAGACUACUAUAAAAAGCACAUUUUUACCGAAUGCGAGGAAAUGCAACUCUCAAAGCCAACCCCUUAAAAACGAACUAAACUAUAGAUCAUGAUUUCGGAGUUAUUGUAGUAUUAUACAACUUCUACUCGUCAGUACAAUAUGGUCCAGAAAAAUAGAAAUAAACAGUGAAUCAACAUACCAAACGAACAGUUGAAGUUUCAUGAGUUUACUAACUUAAAACGUUCUACUUGCCACCAUACUUCAUGUAUUUUAACCUCAUAAAUUCAUCAAAUCAAUUAUGUUUCGCUUUGAAGUCAUUUACUGUCGCAACAGUAUUACUUGAUCGAACAAACUUACUCUAUUCGCUUAAUAACACUUCGAGUGAAAAUAAAUAUAGAGUAUUAUUUCAACUACAACUAAGAGUUUCUGCAGAAGACAGGAAACUCGUUAACAAAACAAAGCAAUUGUAUGUUUAAAAAAUAACACUGAAUAAACAAUGGAACAAAAUGAAUUACGAGUUUAAAGUUGAAAUAAAUCGUUGCCAAUUGCCCUUCCCAGAAGCUGGUUACAUUACUAACUUUCUAAGGGGAGAUAACUCUAAGCCUAUACUGAAAUUUCAUUUCUUGUUGAAUCAUGUCACAGAUGGUGUGUUUAUUAUUCUUCUUUAUUUUUGUCGCUCGAUCUGCGAGUUCAAACUUACCUAUAGUCAUAAAUACAUGGCCUUUUAUUACAGCAAAUGCGAAAGCUUGGAGUGUGAUCAACAGUAAAGGAACAUCUGCUUUAGAUGCCAUUGAACAUGGAUGCUCCAUGUGUGAUUUGCAUCGACAGUGCGGCUCAAGUGUUGGAUAUGGUGGAUCACCAGAUGAAAAUGGAGAAACAACUCUUGAUGCAAUGAUAAUGGAAGGAAUCACUCAUUCUGUUGGAGCAGUUGCUGACCUGAGAAGGGUGAAGUCAGCAAUAUCUGUGGCCCGUGCAGUGAUGAAAUAUACUGACCAUACACUGCUUGUUGGAGAUGCAGCCACGAAAUUUGCUCUUCAAAUGGGCUUUAAGGAAUCAGAUCUGCAUACAAAUGAAUCAAUAGCAGUGUGGAAGAAGUGGCGUUCAGGUAAAUGUCAACCAAACUACUGGAAAGAUGUUGAACCAGACCCUAGAAAACACUGUGGACCUUACAAACCUGCCAAUCGUGACAACCCUCUUUACAAAUUCCAUGACCCACAAAAUUCACCUGAUAUCUCCGAAACUAACCAUGACACAAUUGGUAUGCUUGUUGUUGAUGCCAAAGGUAAUAUUGCAGGAGGAACUACCACAAAUGGAAUGACCCACAAAAUUCCUGGGAGAGUUGGUGAUUCACCAAUUGUUGGUGCUGGUGCUUAUGUGGACAAUGCAGUCGGUGGUGCUGUAGCUACAGGUGAUGGAGACGUUAUGAUGAGAUUUUUACCAAGCUUCCAUACUGUUCUCUUGAUGCAAGAGGGUUUAAGUCCAAGAGAAGCAACGAGAAAAGCUUUGAUUCCCAUAAUCAAGAAAUACCCAAAUUUUGCAGGAGCACUUGUAGCUACUACCAUCACUGGUGAAUAUGGUGCAGCCUGUCAUAAUUUUGGUGGAUCAGUUCAGUACACAGUUACAAAUCCUUCAUUGAAAAACUCAACUGUUUUCAAAAUAAAAUGUUCUAAACAUUUCAAAUUUUGAUUCAACUCAACAUUUACCAAUACGCAUUUACCUACAAGAGAUGUUCCAAAAGAAAAUUCAGCAAUGACAUUGGUGAAGAUGAGAACAUCAACUAACUAUACAUUUUAAUCAUGAGGAAAGAAGCAGAAGGAUGGUGUUAAUAUCUUAUAAAACAAGUGAAAUAAAUGUAUUAUUCUUUUAUUA
This is a messenger RNA of Octopus bimaculoides (California two-spot octopus), 2466 nucleotides long. RefSeq names its product N(4)-(Beta-N-acetylglucosaminyl)-L-asparaginase. Gene Ontology annotation, molecular function: N4-(beta-N-acetylglucosaminyl)-L-asparaginase activity. The record is from RefSeq and is a predicted model, not a curated record. Gene Ontology annotation, biological process: protein deglycosylation. NCBI's taxonomy places the organism in Eukaryota, Metazoa, Mollusca, Cephalopoda, Octopoda, Octopodidae. Gene Ontology annotation, cellular component: lysosome; cytoplasm.